AUGAAAGUGACUAUUAAAAGUUGGACUGGCGUAGCUACUUGGAGAUGGAUAGCUAACGACGAUAACUGUGGCAUUUGUCGUAUGCCUUUCGAUAGUUGCUGUCCGGACUGCAAAUUGCCUGGUGACGAGUGUCCAUUGGUCUGGGGAGCGUGUUCCCAUUGCUUCCACAUACAUUGUAUAGUGAAGUGGCUACACUCACAACCUCAACAGCAGUGUCCUAUGUGCAGACAGGAUUGGAAGUUUAACAACAAGUGA
Messenger RNA from Danaus chrysippus (African queen), 255 nucleotides. Lineage: Eukaryota; Metazoa; Arthropoda; Insecta; Lepidoptera; Nymphalidae. The record is from the annotation of a GenBank genome assembly.